UGAAGGAGCAGAUCAUGACCACGAACGUUUGGGUGGACCACGAAUGGUGUGAUCAUAAGUUUCAGUGGGAUCCUGACGAAUACGGGGGCGUUAAGGAGCUCUACGUGCCCUCAGAAAUUAUAUGGCUGCCUGAUAUUGUCCUUUAUAACAACGCUGACGGCGAGUACAUCAUCACCACCAUGACGAAGGCUGUCCUCAACUUCAACGGCCUCGUCAGAUGGUCGCCUCCUGCUAUCUUCAAGUCCUCGUGUGUCAUCGACGUUCGCUACUUUCCCUUCGACCAGCAGGACUGUUUCAUGAAGUUCGGCUCCUGGUCUUACGACGGGCACCAGAUCGACCUCAAACACCUGGACCAGCACGAGGGCACAAACGAGGUACAGGUGGGCAUCGACCUGGUGGAGUACUACCCUUCGGUCGAGUGGGACAUCAUGGGAGUGCCGGCGCAGAGGAACGAAAAGUCUUACCCAUGCUGCGUCGAGCCCUAUAUAGAUAUCUACUUCAACAUCACACUUCGGCGGAAAACACUCUUCUACACCGUCAACCUAAUCAUCCCGUGCGUGAGUCUAGAAUACCUGUCCGUGCUCGUCUUUUACCUGCCGGCCUACUCAGGUGAAAAGGUGGCCCUCUGUAUCUCCAUCUUGCUCUCCCAGACGAUGUUCUUCCUCCUCAUCUCCGAGAUCAUGCCUUCCACGUCCCUGGCGAUGCCCCUCCUGGGAAAAUACCUCCUCUUCACCAUGGUCCUCGUCGGCCUGAGCGUCAUCGUCACCAUCAUCGUCCUCAAUAUUCACUAUAGAAAGCCCUCCACCCAUCGCCUCGCGCCCUGGGUCAGAAAGGUCUUCAUGGACAUGCUGCCGCCCAUGCUGCUGAUGCGCGUGCCCAAGAAGGAGGAGAUCAAGGGCAGCGUGCAUGAGCUCCCCGGGUCACGCCCUCGGGAGAACGGCAGCAGCGCAAACCUCAGGGACCGCUUCAGGGACAGGCCUCUACACUUCCCAGGGUCCUCCCACAAUGGUUUCCGUCCCCCUGGCGGCGGCGGCUGCCUCCCGGUGGGCAUCCGCAUGGGGUCCCUGUCUGGCCUGGGUCCUCCGUGCGCUGCGGGGGCCGACGACGAUGGUCUUGGCCCCUCGUCGCCGGGCAUCGCGGGCAGCAGCGGGAUCUUCGAGGCGCCGUACGGGGACCUGCCGGAGUGCUUCCACAUCUCCCCCGAGGCGCAGACGCACUACCCGGCGGAGAUCCAGCGCGCCAUCCACAACGUGAAGUUCAUCCACUACCACCAGAUCCAGCAGGACAAGUUCGACGAGGAGGACGAUGACUGGGCGUUCGUGGCCAUGGUGUUGGAUCGUCUUCUGCUCUGGAUCUUCGGCGGCAUCUCCGUCUUGGGCACGAUUCUCAUCCUGUUCGAAUCCCCCUUUCUCUACGACUACACGUCCCCCAUCGACAUGCAGUACAGCAAAGUCGGCCAGCAGUUGUUCCAGCAAGACGCCGCGGACCUCUAAGAAAAUGGGAAAAGGUUGCCCUCGAAAGAAAACGGAAGAAGAAGGAUGGACUAAUGUAAACUGGAGGAGGGCUUGCUGAGUAGAAAAUGGAAGGUGGCUAUGUGUGUUUGUGUGUGUGUUUAGGUGUUUGAGAUGUGUUUGUGCGUGUGUGUGUGUGUUUGUGCGUUUAAAGGUAUUAGGGUUGUGUGUGUGUAUGUUUGUGUGAGUGUGUGAGUGUGUGUGUGUGUGUGUGUGUGUGUGUGUGUGUGUGUGUGUGUGUGUGUGUUACCCCCGUCAUUUCACCUCUUCCUGUUACUGUUCUGCAUCGUCUAGUUUCUCCUCUUCCUCCUCCUCUUUUUCUUCCUCCUCCUCCUCCUCCUCCUCCUCCUCCUCCUCCUCCUCCUCCUCCUCGUCUUUGUCUCUUCUUCUUUUUCUUCCUUUUCUCUUCUUUAUUCUUGUUCCGAAAGUGUUUAACGUUAAUACAAGUUUCGCUCAAUUAACCGAUAGUGUGUGUGUGUGUGUGUGUGUGUGUGUGUGUGUGUGUGUGUGUACAGAGCUUUUGUACUGUGGAAGCUGUUGCUUUCUCGUUUGUUUUGCGCCAUCCCUCCCUCCCUACCGUGUGUGUGUGUGUGUGUGUGUGUGUGUUUCGGUUCAAGUUUUUUUUUCUGUAUUAGUGAAGCAAAGUUAAGAAUCAAUCAAGAAAGUAUUUAGGAAAAGAAGGAAAUCAACAAAAUCAGAAAGUUCAGAAAGAAAAAAAUAUGUAAGUGACUGAAAAAAAGAAAAUAUAUAAAAAAAUACUUGAAAAAUCUUACCUAUUACCUUGAAAACUCCGAAAAAAAUUAACACAAAGCUCGACAUCAACACUAAAACGGGAACUUCGGAAAAACGUAAAAAUAAAAAAAAACGUCCUAUCGUCAACCAAUUCGCAAUUAACCAAUAACAGAGAAAAAUAUCAUCCAUGUGUUAAACCGUUAAAGGAAAAAGGUAAAGUUUGGGGCAUACGCAAUAGCUACGCGAGGCCUCGGUGCUCAUCUCCGUAACUUUGACCCUGGAGCACAUGAGAGAAAAAAAUCAUCCAUGUGUUAAACCGUAUAAGGAAAAAGGUAAAGUUGGGGGCAUACGCAAUAGUUACGCGAGGCCUCGGUGCUCAUCUCCGUAACUUUGAACCUGGAGCACAUGAGAGGAAAAUGAAAGGAAAUUGAAGGAUAUAAAUAAACCACAAACCCACAUUUUCUGGCCCUCCACAUCCCUUCCACCAGUGCCAAGGACGAAGAGGAGUGCCAAGUGGUUAAUCAAGGUGCCAAGGAAUUAAUCAAACCACCUGGGCAACACCUGAUCACCUGUGUUUGUUGUGUUGCUUGUGUUGUGUGUUCCAAGGGCCAAAGAAUCCCUGACGUAACACACAGAAGCUUCAUCAGAGGUAACACGUGUGAUUUAGCAGAAGUUGUGUGAGUUAGUUAAUUGUUUCUACCUGUGUGUUCUUGUUAUCCAGGUGUGAGGUUUGGUGUGCGUAUGUGUGUGUGUGUGUGUGUGUGUGUGUGUGUGUGUGUGU
This is a messenger RNA of Eriocheir sinensis (Chinese mitten crab), 3024 nucleotides long. RefSeq names its product acetylcholine receptor subunit alpha-L1-like. Bases 15 to 1493 code for a protein of 492 amino acids. Gene Ontology annotation, cellular component: neuron projection; synapse; postsynaptic membrane. The record is from RefSeq and is a predicted model, not a curated record. Gene Ontology annotation, molecular function: transmembrane signaling receptor activity; acetylcholine-gated monoatomic cation-selective channel activity. NCBI's taxonomy places the organism in Eukaryota, Metazoa, Arthropoda, Malacostraca, Decapoda, Varunidae. Gene Ontology annotation, biological process: monoatomic ion transmembrane transport; signal transduction; chemical synaptic transmission. The transcript has 8 exons.